This is a messenger RNA of Stegastes partitus (bicolor damselfish), 2091 nucleotides long. RefSeq names its product solute carrier family 39 member 4 (gene slc39a4). The record is from RefSeq and is a predicted model, not a curated record. Gene Ontology annotation, biological process: zinc ion import across plasma membrane; intracellular monoatomic cation homeostasis. Lineage: Eukaryota; Metazoa; Chordata; Actinopteri; Pomacentridae. Gene Ontology annotation, molecular function: zinc ion transmembrane transporter activity; monoatomic cation:bicarbonate symporter activity. Gene Ontology annotation, cellular component: plasma membrane. The transcript is spliced from 12 exons. Bases 1 to 2091 code for a protein of 696 amino acids.
AUGUUUUCCCGCUCGCUGUCUCUUCUCGCGCUACUUUGUGGUGCGCUCGCGUCUGUUUCGGGGUCUCCCGCCGUGGAGGAGGCUUACGAGGCCGUGGUGAGCGUCGUGUCUCCGGGACAGCAGCAUCUGACCGGGGACUCCCUCCGGACGCUCUUUAAUACACUGGAGCACCGUGUGCAGUGCGGCGACGUGCCGUGUGGAAAGUGUGAUCUACUCAAUGCUGUCGACCAGCUCAUCGGCAACCACUCCGCCCACGAGGCGGAGAAGGUCGGAGAAAACGAGACCAUCACUGUGUCUCAGUUCACUCGUCUUGCCUCCGGCUCUGUCCUGUACCUGACUGCCCCCGGCCCGGUCUGCACUGCCGUCAGCCAGGGGAGGUGGGACGAGGAGACUGAACACUUCCUGCACAAAAUCACAGUUCACGACCACGACCAUCACAAGGCAGGGCCGCACCGCGCACACACUCACAUGGACAGUCACGGGGUGGAGGCUGUGAUUUUAGAGCUUCGCAGGCACUAUAAGCCCACAGACACGGAGAGCUGUGUCACUACCAGCGACAUCAUGGCAGACGUCAACGCGACGGCGACAGGGCAGGAACAGGAAGUGGGUGCCGUUCUGGGCCGCGUCCUGUACUACGCCCUGCAAGGUCGAUGCUUCGCCGCCGAGUCGCUGCCGGAGGAGAGCUUCUUCCUCGACUACAUCAUGCACCAGCUGGGCUCGCACAACUUCACCGUGGAGGGUUUGGCGGUUUUUAUGAAGAGCUUGAACAUUGGACCUGACACAGACCACGACGAGGAUCAUGGACACGUCCACAGUGUAGAUGAACACGUCCAUAAUGACCACAGUGGUCAAAGACUGAGGAAAAGGAGCCGCAGUGGACUCCAUGAGAAGCACGAGACAAACACCACCUGGGACCAUCACUGUUUCUCAGCUGAAGACCUGGUCCUGAUCUACAGCCUGCCAGAAAACAGCUCCGCCUCCAGUCUGGGUCCGUCUGACAUGGCUCGGCUCAGUCCUGCGCUGGUGCAGCAGAUCCUGAGUGGAGCCUGUACAGGAACCAUGGAACCAGUGGCACCAGAUGGACUCACCAAGACCGAGAGAUACCUCUAUGCCACUGCCGCCAACUUAGUGAUAACGCUGGCGGCCAUGCUUGGUAUCGUGAUGCUGCUGUGUACUUCCUGUACGUACAUCUUCCAGCUGUCCAUCCAGUUCUGCAUCAGCAUGGCUGUAGGUUCACUGACCGGAGACGCCUUGCUGCACCUGCUACCCAUGUUUCUGGGUUUACACGUGCAUGGAGCCGGUGAAGACCAUUCAAGUCACAGUCACGGCGAAGGAGUUCCUGACUACUUAUACAAGAUGUUGGUGCUGAUUGCAGGGAUCUACUACUUUUACCUCAUGGAAACAAUCUUCUCUCUGAUCACACACAAAAAUAAGAAGCGCCACCAUGAGCUACAGCAUGGGGAAGAUGCGGAGCCUCACCACUGUGACCACGGGAGGGUUUUAGAGAUGUAUCAGCAGGAAAGGAAAAGUAAAAGCAAAGUGCAGUCGGCAUCAAAAGCAAACCUGGUUGGCCUUGAAGACAAUGAGAAAUCGCUCUCCGAGACAAAAAAGCGCAGCAGAGAACAGCGUCUGCUGCCUUAUCUGAUCACUGUUGGUGAUGGGCUACACAACUUUGCGGACGGACUGGCGAUAGGUGCAGCUUUCUCCAUGUCAUGGAGGUCUGGCCUGGCCACGUCACUGGCUGUGCUCUGCCACGAGCUCCCGCAUGAACUCGGCGACUUUGCCAUUAUGCUCCACUGCGGUGUGUCGGUCCGCAAGGCGUUGCUUUUGAAUGUUGGAAGCGCCAUGACCUCGUUCGUCGGCCUGUACAUCGCCCUGUCUGUAGCCACCGACAUCGUAGCCCAACAGUGGAUAGCAGCCGUCACUGCAGGACUCUUCCUGUAUGUGGGGCUGGCUGACAUGCUGCCCACUAUGAUCCACAUCGACAGCGAUAAACCCUGGCUGAUGCUUCUGCUGCAGAACGUCGGCCUCCUGACCGGGUGGAGCAUUCUGCUGCUGCUGUCGCUCUAUGAAGGGAAAAUAAACUUUUAA